UGAAGUUUGAUCAGAUUCCUAAGAGAAAAAUGACGCUUAAAGUAUACUGUGAUCGAAUGUCCCAACCGUCUCGUGCAAUUCUCAUCUUCUGCAAGAUGAAUGGGAUAGAUUUUGAGGAAAUCACCAUAGAUAUCUUCAAAAACCAGCAACAUACCCCUGAAUAUAAAGCAAUAAAUCCCAUGAGCCAAGUUCCAACGAUAGUUGAUGGAGAUUUUACACUAUUUGAGAGUCACACAAUUCUUAUUUACUUAUCUUGUAAGUACCCCGGAGUGGCUAGUCACUGGUAUCCCAGUUAUCUUAUUGUAAGAGCUAAGGUCCACUCUGUUUUAGACUGGCAUCAUGCCAAUUUACGUCGUGGGUCAGUUGGAGUUAUUAUGAACAGUGUCAUCUAUCCACUAAAAGGCAUCCCUUCAAACCCUAAAGCAAACGAAGAAGCUGAGAAGACGCUUGAGAAAGCGUUGACUGUAUUAGAAACUUUUUGGCUAAAAGAUGGACCAUUUUUGGUUGGAAGAUCUCAACCAUCAAUUACUGAUCUUAACUUGGUAUCUGAAGUCAUGGCACUUGAGAUUCUGAGCGAGGAGCUUCAUGAUCGGAUCUUAAGUCCUUACAAGAAGGUUCUUCAAUGGGUUGAAAAUACAAAGAGUGCAACUACGCCUCAUUUUGAAGAAAUUCACGGGGUUCUUUUUAAAACCAAAAAAGAAUUUCGAGCGCAGUUGGCGUUAAAAUCUGGGAAGAACGAGUGA
Molecule: messenger RNA, 743 nt
Organism: Helianthus annuus (common sunflower)
Lineage: Eukaryota; Viridiplantae; Streptophyta; Magnoliopsida; Asterales; Asteraceae
Product: glutathione S-transferase T1
Exons: 7
Coding region: 30-743 (237 amino acids)
Source: RefSeq, a predicted model, not a curated record